Molecule: messenger RNA, 1950 nt
Organism: Metopolophium dirhodum (rose-grain aphid)
Lineage: Eukaryota; Metazoa; Arthropoda; Insecta; Hemiptera; Aphididae
Gene: Slmap
Product: sarcolemmal membrane-associated protein
Exons: 3
Coding region: 1-1950 (649 amino acids)
Molecular function (GO): protein binding
Source: RefSeq, a predicted model, not a curated record
AUGAAUUACGACACAAUAACGGUAAUCAGUUCUGUUUGCAAAGCAAUCCUUCAGUAUUGUGCCAACUCGCAUCCGUUUGAAGAGCGUACACUCGCCCUUGAUCAACCAGUCAAGAUUGGACGUCUGUUGGCUAAAGCCAAAGUAAGUCCUCACAAUGGGAUUUUUGAUUGUAAAGUCUUGUCAAGAAACCACGCCCUGCUAUGGCAUGAAAAUGGAAAAUUUUUUUUACAAGACACAAAAAGUAGUAACGGUACGUUUGUUAACAACCACAGACUCAGUAAAAGUGGUGAAGAGUCUAAACCACAAGAAGUGUUUAGUGGAGAUGUGGUGCAGUUCGGUGUUGACGUGAUUGAAAACUCUAAAAACAUAUCUCACGGCUGUAUUACAGCUGUAUUAAAGUUAUUUCAUGCUGACGGUACAGAGGCUAAAUCUAACCCUGUCGAAAAUUUUAUUAGUGAUGUAUCUACUCAAGAUUUAUACACCAUAGAUGCUUAUAUACGAGAUGCAAUGCACAGGGAAGCAAAUUUAGAAAACAAAUUAUUUAACUUGGAAAGGCUGUUAUCCAACAUAAUUGGGGAAACAGAUAAUAGUUGGAAAGCCCUCGUUGCUGAGGAUCGUUUAUUAUCCAAAAUUGAAUUUUUAGAAAAUCAACUGCAGUACUACAAAAAGGAUCACGGGGAAGAUGAAAUGAAACAGGAAAUAUGUGAUUUAAAACAAUAUAAAUAUUCAUACCAAGGAAUGGCUAAAGAUUGUUUAAAAAAAGAAAUGGAAGAAAAAUUGAAACUGAUGCAAAAAUGUCAAGAAUUAGAAAAUCUGUUGAAACAUUCCAUAACUGAACAAAGUGCGUUGAUGAAACAUUUGAAUGAUGCACAAGAUGAAAUCAAAGAAGUGUGUUCUAAGUUAAAUACAGAAGUUGCUAAUCAUGAAAAUUGUAUGAAAGAAUUUGAUGCAUCAAAAGAAUUACAUGUAACCGAAUUAAAAACCCUACAAGAAUCAAAAAAUGAAAUAGAAAUGAGCUUUAAUAAUAAAUGCGAAGAAAUCGAAAGAUUACGAGCAGAAAUAGCUAAAAUGAAUUAUGAGAUCAAUACACGCAAUGUACUUCUUUUGACCUUACAAAAUGAACAUGAGCUUACUGAAGAUAUUUCUCUUAAUAAGUACUUUAAUAAUAUAAUGUCUUAUAUUGUACAUAUAUUACAAGAUCGUCAGACAUAUCUAAAUCAAAUGAACUCCCUACAAAGUCAAAUGCAAAAACACAUAAAACAAAAAGCUGACUUAGAAAAUCAAGUAUGCCAGUUACAGACAGAACUUGAUCUUAAUCAUGAAUUUUUAAAAAAUAUUGAAGUUAUAUCUAAAGACAUUGAGAUUCAGACAGAUUUUUAUAAACAGAAAUCUGAUGUCAUUGAAUUUAGACUAUCUGAAGCAAAAGAUGUACUGCUGGACUGUAUAACUAAUUUGGAUGAUCAAGAAUCCACUAUUAAACAUCUUAAAAAAGAGAUUUCUUGUAAAGAUAUUGUACUAUUGUUGAUGUCUGAAUAUUUAUGUCAGGUAUCAAGUAUUGACUCUAAUAAUAUACAAAAUGUGCCAGACAUACUACAAAAAAAUCUUUGCUCUUUUAGUAACUCAAAAGGUCUUGACCAUAGUUUAGAUGUUUUAAAAGUAUCUCAAAUUGAGAGUUUAAAUACAUCCCAAAUACAAAAAAAUUAUAUUGUGAACGAAGUCUUGACACAAGAAAUCAGCUCUGAUACAGUGGACACUAAAGAAGAUUCAGUAUUUGACCAAAAUGAAUUAGAACAAAUUCGUAAUGAAUAUGAUUUAUGUCUAACAGAAAAAAAUAAUCUGAAAUAUGAAUUAGAGCAAAUCACAUUGAGAUGCAGAGAGUUAGAACAAACUCCAAAUUUCCACUUGUUUUUCGCGUUACCAGCAAUAGAACAUCCGAAUAAGUGCAAUUAA